Messenger RNA from Selaginella moellendorffii, 2778 nucleotides. RefSeq names its product pentatricopeptide repeat-containing protein At1g09410, mitochondrial. Bases 1 to 2778 code for a protein of 925 amino acids. Gene Ontology annotation, biological process: RNA modification. Gene Ontology annotation, molecular function: RNA binding; protein binding. Lineage: Eukaryota; Viridiplantae; Streptophyta; Lycopodiopsida; Selaginellales; Selaginellaceae. The transcript is spliced from 4 exons. The record is from RefSeq and is a predicted model, not a curated record.
AUGUCACUUUUGUCAAAGAAAUGGAAUGGUCAUCGCCCUCUUCUCUGGAUCGCCAGAUCGUUUGAUCAUCGGCCUUUCCUCUGGAUUGCGAGAUCGUUCGUUCAUCGCCCUCUUCUCUGGAUCGCUCGAUCGUUUACUACAUCGUCAAUCGCAAUCGAUGACCAGCACCAUGACGAGCAAGGCGAGGAGGAGGACGAGGAGCGCGUCAAGCGCUUGGGACGGCUCCUCCGGUCGUGCACCGCCGCCAGGGACAUCUCCGCUGGCCGCCGCGUCCACCACAGCAUCGCCAAUCACCGCCGCCCGCCUCCCACAAUCCUCUCCAAUCUCCUCAUCGACAUGUACGCGAAAUGCGGCAAGCUCCUCGAGGCCCGAUCGGCUUUCGAUGCGAUUCAAUCGCCCAAUUGCUUCUCCUGGAACAUCUUGCUCCAGGCAUAUGCCCUUCAUGGGCAUCUGGAGUACGCCAAGAGUCUCUUCGAUUCUAUGCCCAGGAGAGAUCUCGUCUCUUGGACGGCGAUCGUCUCGUCAUACGCACAGGUGGGAUCGACACAGCAGGCGUACUGCUUAUUCGAUUCCAUGCCCGCGAGGAAUGUUGUGGCCUGGAACGCCAUAGCCUCAGCAUUUGCCCGCGAGCGGCAUUUGGAAAGCUUGAAAAAGCUCUUUGAUUCGAUGCCUGAGAGGAGCAUCGUCUCCUGGACGGCGCUCAUCGCCGGCUUCUCGCAGGCCGGAUCGCUGCGGGAGUCGAUCGCCAUCUUCGAUCGAAUGCCCACCCGCGACCUCGUUGCCCACAACGCGAUCGUGGCGGCGCUGGCCCUCCAUGGCCAUGCCGCCGACGCGAUCGCGCUCUUCGAUCGAAUCCCACAGCGCGAUGUGGUCACCUGGACCGCGGCGCUGCAGGGCCUCGCGCAAGAGGGCCGGAUCGACGAAUCGCGCAGCUUGUUCGAUCGGAUGCCGUCGAGGAAUCUCGUUUCCUGGAAUGCGCUCCUCCCGGCGUACGCGAUCGCUGGACAGCUGGGAGAGGCCGAGAAGCUCUUCAAUUCGAUGCCGCAGUGGGAUUCCCACGCCUGGAACUCGAUGAUCCAGGGGUAUGGCGUCAAUGGCUUCCCGGAGAAAGCCAAAACGCUGUUUGCCACCAUGGCGCAGCCGGAUGUCGCCACGUGGACCAAUGGCUAUGCCCAGAAUGGUUUUCUGGAGAAAUCAAGCGAGGUUUUUGGCCAGAUCGCGGUCAGGGAUGUGUUUUCGUGGACGAUCUUGCUGUCGGCGUAUGCCCAGGAAGGAUGUUUGGAGGAAACGCUCCAGAUCUUCGAGAAAAUGCCGGGCAGGGACAUCGUUUCCUGGACUGCGAUCGUCCUCGCCUACGCGCAGAGCAAUCUCCUGGAGAAAUCCAAGGCCACAUUCGAUCAAAUGCCAAAGCGUGACGCUCGGGCGUGGACGACUCUCAUCGCGGCUCAUACCCAGAACGGCCAUCUUGACGAGGCUAUGAAAAUCUUCCGCGCGAUGCCACAGCGAGAGACUCUUGCAUGGAGCAUCCUCGUGUCGGCAUUUGCGAACAAUGGGCGAUUGGAAGAGGCGAGGGCGGUGUUCCAGAUCGUGCCCGAGCAGCACACCGCCACUGCCAAUGCGAUGAUCGGAGCUUACGCCACCGCCGGGCGCCUCGAAUCCGCCAAGACAGUCUUUGACGAUCUCUCCCUCUCGAGCAAAGCCAACGUUGUGUCGUGGACAGCCAUGACCGCUGCUUACGUCCGAGCGGGUUGUGAAGACAAGGCCACCGAGCUCUUCGAUUCCAUGCCCGAGAAGGACUCGGUGUCGUGCUCGGUCGUGGUCGGCCUCCGGAACGAUGCUCUCCAGAUCAUGGAUCUCGAGGGCGUUGAUCCAAACGAGCAGACCUUUCUCCGGUUGUUUGGAGCAUGCAGCCACUUUGGAAGAGUCGAGGAAGCCAAGAAGUUCUUCGCAUCGAUGCGUGACGAUCACGGGAUAGAGCCGCGGAUCCACCACUUUUGCUCCAUGAUCGACGUUCUUGGGCGGGCUGGGCGAUUGCGAGAGGCCGAGGAGCUCGUGGAGACGAUGCCUUUUGAGCCGGAUCAAGUGGUGUGGACAGCGCUCUUGAGCGCUUGCAUUCUUCACAAGAACGUCGAGUUUGCUGCUAAAGUCGGCGAGAAGCUCGUGGAGUUGGAUCCCGCGAGCUCCACGCCGUAUGUUUUGCUGUAUAAUCUCUACGUGAAGACUGGACAGCAGCACGAGGUGGCCAAGUUGAUGAGGAAGAUGAGAGAUCGAGGCUGGAAGAACAUCGGUGAUGUGUUAGAGAACAAGCUUCUAUUGCCGUUGGAAGAAGGCGAGCAAGAGAGAAAAAAAGAUGACGAUGAUAAUGAAGGUCAAUGGGUGGUAAGGUUUAUCCCAAACGAUGAGAGGGCCCCUGCGGAUUCUUCUGCGGUAUAUCGCCUUGAUUCCGUGGAGCGAGACUACGCUGUGCAAACCAUCUCUCGAAAGCACUUGGUGCAGUUCAGGGAGGACUUGCCGGGGCCUGUCUACUUGAUAGGCAUCGACUCCUGCAUGCUGGACCCGAUUGGACUCGUGAAGGUGGAGGGUGACAAGCUUGUCCUUAACCCUCUCGAAGGUGAAGCUUCGUUGCCAGACGGCCCCGCAAGUGAAGUUUCGUUCUUUCAGCAACAGGAGAACGUGUCAGCGGCAAGGUUACAUUUUGAGAAAGUUGACGGAGGCCGGGAACCCACGUUGUUUCUUACCUCUGGAAGAUCAGCCGAUGGAAUGGCUAGGGCCUUGUAA